GAACUGCAGGCGCUUGGUUCCGGCUCCGCCCCCCGGGCCAAAGCCUUCCAGGUCACCUGUGAGCCUCCGCCCAAUGACCCGAAGCCGAGGCGGUGGCGCCCGAGACUAAGCCGGGGAUCUUGGAGGGAGACAGGAUGGCUUCGUGGAGCUCUGACACCCCGUGUUCCUGCGAUUGCUUUGUUUCCGUGCCCCCGGCCUCGGCCAUCCCAGCUGUGAUCUUUGCCAAGAAUUCCGACCGACCGCGGGACGAGGUGCAGGAGGUGGUGUUUGUACCAGCAGGCACUCAUGCCCCUGGCAGCCGGCUCCAGUGCACCUACAUUGAGGUGGAACAGGUGUCAAGGACUCACGCUGUAAUCCUGAGCCGCCCUUCUUGGCUGUGGGGGGCUGAGAUGGGCGCCAAUGAGCAUGGUGUCUGCAUUGGCAAUGAGGCAGUGUGGACCAAGGAGCCAGUUGGAGAGGGGGAAGCCCUACUAGGCAUGGACCUACUCAGAUUUUUUUGUGUGACUUGGGCCUCUCUGGGCGCCUUCCGUCCAUUGGAGCUUCCGUCACCAGCCACUGACGCUGCGUUCCCCUUCCGUGCAUCCCUUCAUGCCAGGCUGGCUUUGGAACGGAGCAGCUCUGCCCUGGAGGCCUUGCGUGUGAUCACAGACUUGCUGGCGCACUACGGGCAAGGGGGCAGCUGCCGGGAGGACCCCACACCGUUCUGCUACCACAACACAUUCCUGCUGGCUGACCGGACUGAGGCGUGGGUGCUAGAGACGGCAGGGAGGCUCUGGGCUGCACAGAGGAUCCAGGAAGGGGCCCGUAACAUCUCCAACCAGUUGAGCGUAGGCACGGACAUCUCGGCCGAGCACGCAGACCUUCGGACCCGUGCCCUGGCCCAGGGCUGGUGGGAUGGGCAGAGCACUUUUGACUUCGCUCAGGUCUUCUCCCUGACCCAGCAGCCUGUGCGCAUGGAGGCUGCCAAAGCCCGCUUCCGGGCCGGGCAACAGCUUCUGCAGCAGCAGCAAGGGGGCAUCACGGCAGAGGUGAUGAUGGGCAUCCUCAGGAACAAGGAGAGCGGCAUCUGUAUGGACUCUGGAGGCUUUCGCACCACGGCCAGCAUGGUGUCCAUCCUGCCCCGGGAUCCCACACAGCCCUGCGUCCACUUCCUCACCGCUACUCCAGACCCAUCCAGGUCGGUGUUCAAACCUUUCAUCUUCGGGGCGGGGGCGGCCCAGGCCCCCCAGGUGCUGUCCCCCACUUUUGGAGCACGGGACCCUGUUCGGACUCAGCCCCGAUUCCAGACUCAGGUGGAUCGCCGGCACACCCUCUACCUCCGGCACCAGGUGGCCCUGGGGCUGAUAGAGAGCGAGCAGGAUCGGGGGCAGCAGCUCCGGCAGAAGCAGCGGGAUCUGGAGCAGGAGGGCCUGGAGGCUGCGCGGCGGCUGCUGGCUGGGGAGCAGGUGCCACCCCCACAGGAGCUGGGCGGCCUCUUCCAGGCCUUUGUGGAAAGGGAGAGCCAGGUGUAUGCCUGAGCACCACAGGGCCGGGGUGGGCACAGGACCCCAGUGCAAUCCCUUUGCUCCCCUCAGCCUUGUUUUGGGUGGCCAGCUCGGCCUUUGCCUCAAUAAAGUAUGUUAUUUCCCUG
This is a messenger RNA of Neofelis nebulosa (Clouded leopard), 1630 nucleotides long. RefSeq names its product secernin 2 (gene SCRN2). The transcript has 8 exons. Gene Ontology annotation, molecular function: cysteine-type exopeptidase activity; dipeptidase activity. Bases 135 to 1517 code for a protein of 460 amino acids. The record is from RefSeq and is a predicted model, not a curated record. Gene Ontology annotation, biological process: proteolysis. NCBI's taxonomy places the organism in Eukaryota, Metazoa, Chordata, Mammalia, Carnivora, Felidae.